AUGCGGACAACAACAGCAUUUGCGCUUGCGACAGCGGCGGCGAUAUCUGGGGCCAAAGCAAUUAAUUUACUUGAGCGACGGGACGGAACAGCGCCACGCGUAGUUCAGCACGAGAUACAACGACGAGAGGUCAAGAACAUAUUACAACGAGACCAGGCACGAUUACGGAAGCGAGCAUCCGGGACGGUCAGCGUAAACCUGGACAAUGAAGAGACGCUAUAUUUCAUGAAUGUCACCAUUGGCACACCCGCGCAAGAUUUGAGGUUACACAUCGAUACUGGCUCUAGCGAUCUAUGGGUGAACGUUGCAAAUAGUCAGCUAUGUACAGAGCAAGGUAAUCCGUGCGGAGCAUCUGGCACCUACGCGCCCAACUCGUCCUCGACAUACCAGUACCUCAACAGCGAAUUUAACAUCACGUAUGUUGAUGGGUCGGGAUCAUCUGGAGACUAUGUUUCGGAUACCGUCAGAUUCGGCGGUGUGACUCUCCAAAACCAGCAGCUUGGUAUAGGAUACACGAGUACAUCGAUGGAGGGCAUUCUGGGUAUUGGCUAUCCUAUCAAUGAGGUGGCCGUGGCAUACAACGGCGGCCAGUCGUACCCCAAUGUGCCACAACAUCUGAUGCAAAACGGCGAUAUCAGCAGUAAUGCAUACAGCUUGUGGCUCAACGACCUCGAUGCAUCGACCGGCUCGAUUCUCUUUGGUGGCGUCAAUACCGAUAAGUACACUGGCGAGCUACAGACUCUCCCAAUCAUUCAGGAGCACGGUGUCUAUGCCGAAUUCCUCAUCGCCUUGACUGGCGUGGGAGCGAACGGUACCGAAGGCUCCAUCGCAAGCAAUAUCGCUAGCCCGGCUCUUCUCGACUCGGGUACUAGUCUGAUGUACCUUCCCAACGACAUCACAACCAGCAUCUACAAUGCCGUUGGCGCGGAGUACGACUCAAGACAAGGCGCCGCCUUCGUCAACUGCAACUUGGCCAACUCCCAAGCAACCGUCGACUUCACCUUUUCCGCUCCCACCAUCCGCGUAGGAAUGGACGAACUCGUCAUCGUAGCCGGCGAGUCCCGAGGUCAGCCAGUCUGUAUUCUCGGGAUCGCCCCAGCGCAAGGUAGCACCCCAGUGCUAGGCGAUACUUUCCUCCGAUCAGCUUACGUGGUAUACGAUAUCACGAAUAACGAGGUCUCCCUCGCCCAGACAAACUUCAACAGCACCUCAGACAACAUUCUUGAAAUCACGAACAGCUCAAGUAUCCCUUCUGCAACUGUUGUGCAGAAUCCCGUCACCAGUGUUGCGGUCGAGAGUGGUGGUGCGAGGAUCACUGGGUUCCCGACUGGUGUGUCUGCGGGCGCUUCGGUGCCUACUGCUGCUGUUGGGUACGGUGUGGCACUGCUUGGCGCUCUCGGUGCAGGAGCUGCGUUGGUGUUGUAA
Messenger RNA from Recurvomyces mirabilis, 1425 nucleotides. RefSeq lists its product as uncharacterized. Gene Ontology annotation, molecular function: aspartic-type endopeptidase activity. NCBI's taxonomy places the organism in Eukaryota, Fungi, Ascomycota, Dothideomycetes, Mycosphaerellales, Teratosphaeriaceae. The transcript has a single exon. The coding region runs from base 1 to 1425 and encodes 474 amino acids. Gene Ontology annotation, biological process: proteolysis. The record is from RefSeq and is a predicted model, not a curated record.